CCCGGGGGCCCGUGAGCAGGGGCGCGCAGGUCCGGGCGGCGCGGCGGGCGCAGGUCUAUGUCGCGGGCGGCGGCGGCGGAGGGACGAUGCGCGAGUACAAAGUGGUGGUGCUGGGCUCGGGCGGGGUGGGCAAAUCCGCCCUGACCGUGCAGUUCGUGACCGGCACCUUCAUCGAGAAAUACGACCCCACCAUCGAAGACUUCUACCGCAAGGAGAUCGAGGUGGACUCGUCGCCGUCGGUGCUGGAGAUCCUGGACACGGCGGGCACCGAGCAGUUCGCGUCCAUGCGGGACCUGUACAUCAAGAACGGCCAGGGCUUCAUCCUCGUCUACAGCCUGGUCAACCAGCAGAGCUUCCAGGACAUCAAGCCCAUGCGCGACCAGAUCAUCCGCGUGAAGCGGUAUGAGAAAGUACCAGUCAUCUUGGUUGGGAACAAGGUGGACCUGGAGAGUGAGAGAGAAGUAUCCUCCAAUGAAGGCCGAGCCCUUGCCGAAGAGUGGGGCUGCCCCUUUAUGGAGACUUCUGCUAAGAGUAAAACAAUGGUGGACGAACUCUUUGCCGAAAUCGUGAGGCAGAUGAACUAUGCUGCCCAGCCUGACAAAGAUGACCCAUGCUGUUCUGCCUGUAACAUACAAUAGCAUCCAAGUUUGGCUGUCCCAGACAGGACUUGCCCAGUACUGUAGGCGAUAGAGACCUUGCCUACCACAUUGCAGAGUUGGCAGGAUGCGUGGUGCACUGCAGCCCUUAUUCGGAAAUGAGCAGUGACUGCCAGAUGAUGCCUCUGAGUACGUUUGGGUUCAGUACCUACAGUGUUCACCAGUGUCCUCCACCUCCUUAUGCAUCUGCGACUUGUAGGCAUAGCCCAUCGAGCUACAGGGUGAUCUCAUGUGAAAGCAAUGAUGGCAUUGUCGCUGAGUUGACAGAAGCAGCUAGUGUCGAAAUUCAAGUGAAUCAUGAGGGAGAAACCAGAAGAAUUCCUAUGACCACUUACAGUUAAAUAUUUUGUCUUCUUUACAAAAAAAAAAAUAAUAAUAAUAACUAAAGGAGAAUAUUUUCCUACUAGAGUACUGAAUUUCAUUGGGAUAGAGCUCCUAGGCAGUGUAUUCCGUCAAGUAGCGUAACAGCUGGCCUGCCAACAGCAUUGCAGGGAGAGUUUUUGCACAGCUGACACAUUUGUUUUUCAGAAUCAAUGCUUAAUUGUAGAUGUUAUACUAAUUUGUGACGUGGAACUAACUCACGCAUCACUCCUGCUAGAGCAGAGUCAGAAGAGAGUUGUGUGAAAAUACAGUCUGGCUUUAGCGUUUGGUAAAUCACCUGCUUUGCCACAGAAAACAGGCUCUCUCAGGGGUUUGGCCAGAAUUAAAACCCCAGACCCAUUCUCUGUCACCCAAGCAGGGAAGGUCUUUAUUUCCUGAACCAGAAGGAAGCAACUGAGGUGGAGAGAUCGCCUAGCCUUACUAACAGGAAGCACUCUGGUAGAGUAACUAGUACCACCACGAAGGAAAAUGAAGCCAUGUUGCAGCCACAUGUUCGCGUUUGCAGAAACCUCACAGGACAGUGCAAAUACCUGGCAUUUUUACGUUCAUUAAAGCCGCAAAUUCCUUCUCGCCUUUAAGGGCUAUGGUGUGAUGGGACCCUUGGCUAACCUGCUUUGGAAAUCCAGUUUGCUGUAGCAGAGCUUUACUGCAGGCAUUUAAACAAUUGAAUAAAAACCAUGUGAAAUAAUUUGGGCUUAAAAGUAGACCAUAAAUUAUAGAGUGGAAGGUUGAGGGACAAAAAAGGCUUUUAUCGUUAAUUUUCCUGGAGAAUUAUAUAAAGGUUUUCUUAUAACAAUUCUGCCCUGAUUACUGAAGUGGCAAAUAAAGCUGGAGUGAAUAUUUUGUGCUGAAAAGGUGCUCAAGCUCUGACAUUUUUGGUUUUGAUAGCCGUGAAGUAUUUAUCAUUUGCAUGAGUAAUGGCACAGGAAAAACCUAUUCAAAAGUUUUACAAUCAAAUGUAGAAAGGUUUUCACCUCCCUUAGAGUUAGAAAUACGGAAGAGAUGACCUCGAGCCCACCCUCUGGAGAGAAAUUUGGCCUUGAGAACUGCAGUGCCACUGAGCCUGUGAUAGACUUAGCGCCCAAAUGUCCUUGGUUCCACAGUCUCGUGCAAGUAACCUCUGGUCUUACGUGUGUAACUGAGAGAAGAGUGUGUCUGUGUGUGCAUGUGUGUUUAUUGUUCCUAAGAAUUUGGCACAAGUCAGAGAUAAUUGCCUAUACUGAGAAUCUAUACUGCAGAAUAUAGUGUAUCAAAAACAUUUUUUCUUUGAAAUGAUUUAACCAUCUUUUCUA
Octodon degus (degu) is the source of this 2329-nucleotide messenger RNA. It is a transcript of the gene Rap2a, whose product is annotated as RAP2A, member of RAS oncogene family. Gene Ontology annotation, molecular function: GTPase activity; GTP binding; GDP binding. Gene Ontology annotation, cellular component: plasma membrane. The record is from RefSeq and is a predicted model, not a curated record. The coding region runs from base 87 to 638 and encodes 183 amino acids. Gene Ontology annotation, biological process: negative regulation of cell migration; Rap protein signal transduction. NCBI's taxonomy places the organism in Eukaryota, Metazoa, Chordata, Mammalia, Rodentia, Octodontidae. The transcript is spliced from 2 exons.